Molecule: messenger RNA, 5130 nt
Organism: Poecilia reticulata (guppy)
Lineage: Eukaryota; Metazoa; Chordata; Actinopteri; Cyprinodontiformes; Poeciliidae
Gene: mdfic
Product: MyoD family inhibitor domain containing
Source: RefSeq, a predicted model, not a curated record
CUCCCUGCCGCCAAGGCGAGAGAAAGCGAGAAGAGUGAGACUUCACUAGUUGCGCUGCUGGAAUCCGGAUAUGAUGAAAAUGUCUUGGACCUGAAGUGUCCCGAGUAAACUUGCCGCAACUGCGCGCGGAAAGAGUCAGCGGAGGAUCAUGUUUUCGACUUUUGCACGUCAAAAACCAUCUGGAAUAUCUUGGACUACGAACGUCGAACAGUUAGAGUAGGAGUAAAACUGUCGGGUGUGAAGUUGUCUUGUUUUAUUUUUCCUCCUAACCUUUUGAGGAACGAGUUGAAGGAGGGAAAGAAGGAUGGGAAUAAGUCACAUUUGAACUGAAGUGAGGGAGUUGUCAUGUUUGAAAGGACUGAGGGCUGAGGAAAAGAAGGGAGGAACUACUUCUGCUGGUGGUGGUUUAUCAUUUUUUUUCUCCCUUCGAAGAGGACGACUGUCUCAUGUCCAAGGAGACUGUCCAUCCAUCAGAAGGGCCGGCGGGUCCAGGACAGGGCCCACGGCAAGAGACAAGUCCCCUGCUGUUAGCGUCACACGAUGCUUGUGACAGUGAAUCAACAGGAAGCGCGUCUUCUCCUAGGAAACAAUCCGCUGCAGGACAAAGUCUCGUGACAGAGGAGAAGCCUAAUUAUUGCAAGCCUGUGAGGACCCAGCCGCGGUCCGAGUCUGACCUGAAGUCAGCGGCUUCUGAGGAGGCGGAGCGAGAGACUGCCAAGGACCAAAAUGGCUUUCCCCACAACAGCUCUGGCACGCCCGCAGCGAUGAACGCCAACGGAAUCCACUCCGGCGUCGGCAUCCCCGAGGGCACGAGGACGUGCACCUGCGGCGCCGGUGUCGGGGCUAGCGCGGCGGGCAGGUCUGGCCCCGGGCACGCACCAGCGACAGCCACGCCACAGACAGAGCAGCCCAGGAGGCAGCCGUCCACGCCCGUGUCUCAAAGGGUGCAGAGGAAGCUGAAGUCCAGCUUGUCGGUCAACAGUGAUAGCAGCAGACGGAGCAAAGGCAGCUCCACGGGCUCGCAGAAACCUCCUUUACCAGAGGACUGCUGCGUUCACUGCAUCCUCGCCUGUCUCUUCUGCGAGUUCCUGACGCUCUGCAACAUGGUGGUGACCCAGGCGUCCUGCGGCGCGUGCACCUCCGAGGCCUGCUGCUGUUGCUGCUGCGCUGACGACAUGGGCGACGACUGCAACUGCCCCUGCGACAUGGACUGCGGCAUCAUGGACGCCUGCUGCGAGUCGUCGGAUUGCCUGGAAAUCUGCAUGGAGUGCUGCGGCAUCUGCUUCCCCACAUAGGUUUGCCGGGGCCUCCAUGGCGUGGAAUAUAGACGUGUGCAUCCCCAUAAACAAAUCACCAAAAAGUUCGUUUACGUUGAUAAUUCAAAUGAAAACACAACAGUUGUCAGAUCCAUUACGCAACAACUGAGGGAGUUCAAGCUGCUUUUUGUUGUUGUUUAUGGUUAUAGUUUAGAGCUGACAGACAGAACAAUUCUGUUUAUUGGAAUAUCAGACUUGCAUACGACCAGCAAAUUAAAGGCAGAAAUUCCAAUUAAUAGUGUUAUGUUGACCCUGACAGAGUGCUGAGUCAGUGUGGAUAAAUAGAAGGUUCAGAGGAAGGAAAAAGUAUAGAAAAAUGUACACAGCACUAAUAAAUCUUGAGAGGAUUACAGGGGCCCACAAUGCCAGCUUUUUUAAAUUUUUUUAUUGAUGCAUCAGUGCAACAUAGCAUGGAACCAUGUUGAUGUGAAAAACCUCAGAUUACUUUAAUAGUGGCCUACCAAUUCUUCUGCAUUGUUAGCUCUGGUCUUUCUAAUCCACAUCUUGUCUAAACCCCUUAGACUCUUUUCAGGAUUUAAGCUAGAGAACUUUUCUAGAUAAUCAAACCAUUACACCAGGGUCAUUCCACCCAGUUUUGUUCCAUUCCUAUUGUGUGCAGGUGCCAAAUCCUAUUGAAAAUUAAAAUGGACGCCCACAAAAAGCUUGUCAGCAGAGAGAACAUAAAUUGACUUUGCUUCAAAAUGUCUUCAAGAGCAAGAUUAUUUAUGCUACUUGCAUCAUUUUUCCACCACGCUUUUUUCCUUCCACUCAACUUCCAAUAAAAAAUUGUUGAAUAUAGCACUGUGUGAACAACAAGGCUCAUUGGGGUUCAAAGGACAGAAAUAAAUAACUGAAAUAUAUCAUUUUGUUUGUGAUCAGCCUGUAUAUUGAGUUUAAUCUUGAAUUACAGUUAUAAAUGAACUUUUUGAUGAUAUUUUAAUGUAUUAAGAUGCACUUCUAAUGGAACUGCUACCUUUGAAUUCAGCAGAAACAUGGAGGUGUGUGUGAAGGAGUUGGACACUGGGCUCAUCACAAUAAACAGCCCAGCAAAGACUGCAAAUAAAUUCACAUUUAUGAAUGUGUCAUGCUUUGUAAGUAUGUUCAGAAAAGCAUUAUCAUAGGCAAGCAUUUUAUUGUUACAUUAACAUUGCCGUUCAGUUACAUCUUUUAUGCCUCUUUUUAGUCUUACUGGUGAUCUCAAUGCAUUUUGCAGAUUUUUAUUUCCGUUUUGUUUAUUUUCUAUGCCUAACAUAAGACUUAGAUUGCUAUUUUAGUCCAGUCAACACUGUAAACAAAAGGGUUUGUGAUGGUGAAUGCAUUCCUCAUUUCAUACUGUAGCUUUGUGGAUUUCAUUAAAACAUUAUCUACUGUAUAGCAGAUGAAACAGGUGAAAAUUUUAAGUGUUUCAGGACACUUUUCUGCUACCUUCUGACACAAAACCUAAGGGUGUGAUCUGGAAUAAUUGCAUUUGCAUUUCUAUUUUGAGCGUGGGGAGGGGAGAGUGGAAUGAGCAGCACAAAAUUGUUAAGCUUUGCAAAAAUUGUACAAAAGUGCUGGAAUAUUUUUUUUUCUCUGAAGAAUCUCAUCUCACAUCAGAUUUGCAAACAUUGGAAGACUGUUUUACUGGAAAAAAAAGCACUUUUUAAAAUAAUCAUUAAAGAGUCUGACCAACAGAAUAUUACUCUACUGAUAUAUACAUGUUCAGCCUUUGUUUUGCUAUGUUAGCCUAUAACAAACCUGUUUUGUCACUUGCAUAUGGUACAACUCUCUUUCGUGAUGUGUUUGUUUUUGCAAUGCAAUCUGCAUAAAUAUCAAAAAUUGCAGAUGACUAGAGUUGCCGCUUGAGCAGCUUUUUGGGUCUCCGGUCAUAUGAGAAUCAAGUGUCACAAUAAAAUAGUAAACUACUGCAGAGUUAAGCAGUAACUCCUCUAUUUUCUUCUGUGUAUCUCAUGAUGAGUUUACAGUGAGUCACCAGCAGAGCCGUUUCCUGUCUUGGAGAUCCGCUUUGAUGUUGUUUAAGCGAUGAUGCUUAACGCCGGCCCUCAUUAGCACUGCUUACUAAAACGGUCACAAGAAACGUCCCUUUUUAACGCCAUCAAAGAUGAUGUGCCGUCGUGCACGGCUCGUCUUAGCAGCUCAGUGUUAUGAGUACGCCGGGGGUCGGAUGUGCCCUUCGGUGGAUAAUCUGCGGGACGUGAACCUCGUUUUCGUGUUUGUGACGAGCCCAAACUCCAAAUGUGUUGCGGGCUACAGAGUGUCAAGAAAACAUGACUUAGAAAAUGUGAAGAAUUUAUGUAACAGAAGAAACCUGGUGAUAUGGUGAAUUGUUGUAGUACACCUCUGUUACUCUGAUGCCUUUUGUUUGUGCAUUUCUUCCUUGUGUGUAAUUUGUUUUUGGUUUUGCACAUCCUUUGACGACAAGGACAUGGUGGCAGAAGGCCAUGGCAAUUUAAGUUGGAAGUUGCCUAACCCAAACAUCACCAAUGUGAUUUACUGUUUUUGUAUGAGCAAUGAUGCUAAAUUUGAACAUUUCUAACACUUUUUUUUUUCUACAAACUGUCGUGACAAGAGAAAAGUAGCAGUUGGAAAUGUAGACAACUCCAAAGCAUGACAUGUCCACUUCUGUGCACCACAGGCAAUGGUAUGUUUAUUGAUGUAAAAUUAGUUUUCAUUGGCAGCAAACGUAUCACCGCCAUUUUGAGUCACUUGGCUCAUUUGUUUGGGAGAAUGGUUUUGCCAAGCUGUUCCAGUUUGCUACGGGAACUUUAUAUGUUUUUCAGGCAGAAGGGAAAAUCAGCAAUUCUUCUCUAAUAAAGGGCACGCACUUAUCUGAAAACCCAACAAUCACCACAUGCAAGAAAAAUGACAAAAUCCUUCUGUUUUUAGCCCUAACUGCAUCAGACAUUUUUGUUUAUUUUAUUCAGCAAACUGUAGUUUGGCUUGGCAACACCAUGUGCCAAUUUGGUCUUAACAUGCUUCUCAACCAGACAAGGCAUUUAAGCAAACUUCAAGUGGAUAAACUCCAAAACAAGACUGUAGGGUUCUUACAUUAAGAUAUCGCUGCGCUUCAAAUAAAUUCAUUAUUUCAGUCAGUGUCUGUAUUAUGCCAGUGUCCUGCAUUUGAAAUAAAAACUUUUUUUUUUUUUUUGCUCUUUAGACAUUCCAUUUUUAUUGAUUCCUCAUGAGAUUGCCUCCCACAAUCCUCCUGUUAUCUCUGGGACAAUCCUAACAUCAACAUGGGUACAUGCCAAACAACGUUCUCUGAGGUCGUUAGGCGGCAAAGACCUCCUGCUGGUCGGGACAGCAUCCUGACCUUUACCCAACAUUACCUCCUAUUAACCCCUCAACUAACCUUGAGGCCAGGCCCUCUGGUGGAGAAUCUGCACUUCCUAUUCUCUCUUUAUUUUUGCCUCAUCACUUUAUGCCCAGAUUCGCCCUGACCCCCGAAAAUUGCCGUCUUAUUUCCCUAAUGCGGUAGGGGAAAAAAAAUAUUUCUGUCCUUAAAGUCUGUAAUCAUGCAGGGGUUGCACUUUCUUUUCUUUUUUUUUCUUACUUUGUUCCUUCUCUAAAGUGCGACUCGCAGGCUGAAAAUUUCGAAAAACUCCAGGUAGAGUGCGCAAUGACCUUUUCACAAAGUCUUCCAGAUUUCUGCUCCUCUAAUCAAUCCCCCUCUGAUCGCCUCGCUGUGUGCCGGAUUGUAAUGUCACAAUUAGGGCCGCUCCAUUGUUUCUGUUUUCCGUCUGGGGAGAAAGCUGGCGCUUCUCUGAUCUCAAGGUCAUUUCUUUUCACAGUUUUAAAUAAAUUAUUGGCCUUC